GUCGUGCGUCGAAGGAGAGGGGAAAUAAAAGAAACGAAGGAAGGAGAGAGAGGGACACUGGCCAUUGGGUUAUCUGAGUCGGAUCAACCGAGUUGGGUGACCGAAUCAACAUAGGAGUGACGAGACAACUCAGCUUAAAAAAAAAAAUCAGAGGGUGCGGUUUGGCAAUAGCCAAAAGAUGGAGAACGAGAAGGGGAUUAUUAGUCCUCUUAUAUGCCUUUACCUCUCUCAUUCUCAUCAUUGUUGUUAUCUUUCCUUCUCUAACCCUAAUCCUACCUAUCCAACCAUCAGUAAAGCUAUAACUAUAACCAAACGCCACCCGCAAAUCCCUGUACCUCAAUCAUUUUCCUUUUCCUUUUCCUUGCUUCUGUCGCUUCUCUGCUAUGAGGACGUCUGGUGUCGAAUUUUCUUAAAGCAUUUUCAAGAGUCUUUGGAGUUCACGGUUUUUAUGGUUUAUCUUUAUCUCAUGAUCUGAGUGGAAGCCACUGGGCUAUUACGGAUUUGUCAUCAUGGAAGAUUGUGGUCUUCCUCAGUUUGAUGGCAUUAGGAGUGCUGUAAGGAAGAAAAGGAGCCGAACAUCUUGCCGGCCUAAGCCUGAUGCACAGCCAGUAAUUGACAGCUGUGACCAUUCACCCUCAUCAACCACGCCACCUUCAGAUGAUGUGAGCAAGGCAUCCAGUGAUGAGAAUUUCAAUGCUAAUUCUGGGAGGAAAGAGUUCAAUCUCAAUCAAUGUAUGUCCAGUGUUUCUUCUUCUACUGGAGUUGAAGGUGAAAAAUCCCAUAUGAGGAACAAGGACAGCAAAGGAUUCAAUGCAUUCUACCAUAAUGAUGCAGGACUAAAUGCAUUUAACAAUAAACGCUCUAGUGAAGGUGUCCUCGCCCCUGCUAAAUGGAAAAACACAAGCAAGUUGAAGGAAUCCUUUGACUCAGACUCAAGAAGUGCAAAUAUUUAUAGUGGAAGAAAUGGUGAAAGUCAGAGUUCAGAGCAGUCAGGUGUGAUUUUAGAUGUGUUAGUUAAUGAUAACAAGGUUAGAAAAGUUAAGCUAAAGGUCAGUGGUGUCGCUCCCACAAUUCAAGCCAACUCAAUAACUGAUGGUGCAUCUACUAAGAAGUUUCAAUUCUCAGAAACUUCCAGAUCUUGGCAGAAGAAGAAUUUUCAGGGGAAUUUAGAGGAAGACCAUUCCAUUUUGCAUAAGAGGACUGGUUUGCAAGGUGUCCCCUGGAAGGAUUUUUCCGCAGGUGGUUUUAGUCUUGGGAAAGACGGUACUUCUGGGAAGAAUGCAUCAGGAAAACAUGGGGAGAAAUCUCAACCAGUUCAUGUGAGCAAGCGGUUCCCCAAGAGGCGUGUAUUGGACUUGGAAAUUGGUGAAUUCUAUGAGGAUGAUGAGAUUCGAUACCUGACGAAACUGAAAACUCCAAAGAUUGCUGCAGGAUAUAAAGGUGAUGAAGAAUCAAACAAGAAACAGCAGAAGCUUUCCAGCAUGGAGAAAAUUGGUGCUUCAAAGUUGGUGAAUGAUGGGAAGAAGAAGUCUUCAUUAGACAUAGCAUCAAAGGACACAGAUUACAAGGAAGAAGAUCUGGCCUCUGAGGGUGAGCUUGAGCAGAAAAAGGAAUCCGUUGAUACAUUGAUGGAUGGUAAGAGGGAGAUGAAGCUAACUACACGUCAACGAGCCCUUCAGUCAAGCAAAGAUGGCUCUGCACAUGGUGCCAACUUAAUUGAGUUUUCAAAUGGAUUACCACCUGCACCACUAAGAAAGCAAAAGGAGAAACUUUCUGAAGUGGAGCAGCAACUAAAGAAGGCUGACGCUGCUCAGAGACGUAGAAUACAAGUUGAGAAGGCUGCAAGGGAAUCUGAGGCUGAGGCUAUUAGAAAAAUACUUGGUCAAAAUUCCAGCAGAAGGAAGCGAGAAGACGAAAUAAAGAAGCUUCAGGAAGAGUUAGCGAAGGAGAAGGUUGCUAAUGCCCUGAAGCGUGCAUCAAACACCAUCAGAUGGGUCAUGGGACCAAAUGGGACUGUUGUGACAUUCCCCAAGGAGAUGGGUUUCCCUAGUAUUUUCUACAAUAAAGCCUGCAGCUACCCACCUUUGCGCGAACAGUGUGCAGGCCCUUCAUGUACUAACCCCAAAAAAUAUAGAGAUUCGAAGUCAAAGCUUCCGCUUUGCAGCCUACAAUGCUACAAGGCGAUUCAGGAACAGAUGCAAACUAAAGCUAGCUGCUGAUUUUGUCAGAAAUCUUGCUCGAGCUCUGAUACCUGAAGAUAUUUUUGCACAGGCAUGUUAGUAAUUACGUCAACUAUAGGCUAGCUAGUGAAAGAGCUGCUUAUUUUACCUUUUAUUUUUUAUGAACUUAAGAGAGAUGGACUACACAAGGAUGGUUGCUCUAGGGCUGUUUUUUGUCUAUCCCUCCCGUGAAAGUAUGCUAGAUGAUUCUGCAAGUGCAAAUAAAUAAAGUAGAACAUUCAGUUUUUUUGCCAUUCA
Messenger RNA from Hevea brasiliensis (rubber tree), 2477 nucleotides. RefSeq lists its product as uncharacterized. Lineage: Eukaryota; Viridiplantae; Streptophyta; Magnoliopsida; Malpighiales; Euphorbiaceae. Bases 510 to 2219 code for a protein of 569 amino acids. Gene Ontology annotation, biological process: chromatin remodeling. Gene Ontology annotation, cellular component: Ino80 complex. The transcript has 7 exons. The record is from RefSeq and is a predicted model, not a curated record.